This is a messenger RNA of Phoenix dactylifera (date palm), 1055 nucleotides long. RefSeq names its product glutathione S-transferase F11-like. Lineage: Eukaryota; Viridiplantae; Streptophyta; Magnoliopsida; Arecales; Arecaceae. Gene Ontology annotation, molecular function: glutathione transferase activity; glutathione binding. Gene Ontology annotation, cellular component: cytoplasm. The record is from RefSeq and is a predicted model, not a curated record. Gene Ontology annotation, biological process: glutathione metabolic process.
CCUCGCCUUGGUGCACUUGGAACCAAGAAGAGUAGUGCAUUGCUCCAUUGUCCCUGGCCAACCAAUGGCGAGUGUUAAGGUGUUCGGUUCCCCAGCAUCGGCCGAGGUUGCGAGGGUAUUGACAUGCCUCUUCGAGAAGGAUGUCGAGUUCCUGCUCAUUCGCGUCGACAGCUACAAGGGCCGGAAGAGGAUGCCCGAAUACCUCAAGCUACAGCCCCAAGGCCAGGCGCUCACGUUUGAAGACGGGAAACUGACCCUCGUCGAUUCGAGGGAGAUAUGCCGACACGUUGCGGAGAAGUAUGCCGAUCAAGGGAACAAAGACCUUCUGGGGACCGGCACGCUCGAAAGGGCAUCGAUCGAGCAAUGGCUGCAGACAGAGGCUCGCAGCUUCGACCCCCCAAGCUCGGAGCUGGUGUUCGACUUGGCAUUUGCACCGCUCAUGGGACUGGGGCAGGAUGAGGUGGUGAUCGAGCGGAGCAGGCAGGAGCUGAACAAGGUGCUCGACAUCUACGAGCGAAGGCUGCAGGAGACGAUGUUCCUGGCAGGGGACAAGUUCACGCUCGCCGACCUCUCCCACCUACCAAAUGCUCAGCGUUUGGUGUCCGAUAACAAGUGCCGCUCCCUCAUCACGUCGAGGAAGAGAGUGAGCAAGUGGUGGGAGGAGAUAUCGAGCCGACCGUCAUGGCAGAGGGUGGUGGAGAUGCAGCAGGAGCCACCCCCGCUCAUCUAAGCAUUGAGACUCCACUCAUGGUUUGAGAUGGAGUUGGCGGGGUGUCGCUCGAUCUCUAGCUUUAAUUCUUACUAAGUGUUUGAAUUGGGUCUCAUAUAUAACCAACUCAUCUUGUGUGUCUUGGCAUGGUGCUUUCGCUCGUGUCUGUUUGUUUGGGAGUCCCAUAAAGCUGCCCCUUGGCUCCGUGCCCUUGCCGAGGUUUGUUUUGGCACUACUUGGAUGCGUAUAAAAAGGCAUCUCCUUAAUUAUCAAUGGGACACAAAGGUUGGGGUCGCUUUUGAAAUAAAGUUUUCCACUUGAAUAAAUUUGUACUUCUUGCCUGCAA